Messenger RNA from Penicillium antarcticum, 1644 nucleotides. Its product is annotated as Gfo/Idh/MocA family protein. Gene Ontology annotation, molecular function: nucleotide binding. NCBI's taxonomy places the organism in Eukaryota, Fungi, Ascomycota, Eurotiomycetes, Eurotiales, Aspergillaceae. Bases 1 to 1644 code for a protein of 547 amino acids. The record is from RefSeq and is a predicted model, not a curated record. The transcript has a single exon.
AUGAAAGAACCAAUUCCACCCCCUACCGACACCAUUGUUGAGUCCGCUUCGGCAAAGCAGCUCCGAUUUCUUGUCAUCGGCGCCGGAUCCCGUGGAAAUGCCUACGCCCGCGCCGUCACAACCGCGACACCAGGCGUAAUCCAUGCUGUCGCUGAGCCCCACCAAUUCAAGCGCAGUGAAUUUGGGCAAAACUACAUCUGGGGCAAGGGAACCCCUAGCGAAGGCCAACAGUUUGCAGAUUGGCGCGAAUGGGUACAGUGGGAGACCAAACGACGGGCACAGGCACAGAACGAUGAAGCAGGAGCAAGUGGAAACACACCUCCAGGCGUCGACGGCGUCUUCAUUUGUACACUCGACGAAACACACGUUGGAAUCGUCCAAGCCCUAGCUCCUUUCAAGCUCCAUAUGCUCUGCGAAAAACCCCUCGCUCUCUCCCUAGACGACUGCUUAACCGUCUACCGAACGCUCCAACCACCAGAAGGCGAAACCAAAACACCACGAGCCCCAUCCAACAUCUUCUCAAUCGGCCAUGUCCUCCGCUACAGCCCGCACAACAUUCUCCUCCGCAAAAUCCUCCUGACAGACAGCAUAAUCGGCGACAUAAUCUCCCUAGAACACUGCGAACCAGUAGGCUGGUGGCACUUCUCCCACAGCUACGUCCGCGGCAACUGGCGCCGCACCACACAAGCAGGAGAUGGCUCCCUCCUAACAAAAUCCUGCCACGACAUCGAUUUUAUCCUCUGGCUCCUCUGCUCCCCACCAUCACCUGAAGCAACAACAACCCAAGCAACAACCUACAAACCCCAUUUCCCGCGCACGAUCUCCUCAGCAGGAACAAUGACCCAAUUCCGCCACCAGCGCAAACCGAAAGCAGCAGGGACCGCGACAAACUGCCUGACUUGCCCAAUAGAACGAACCUGCAACUACAGCGCCGUCAAAAUCUACAACGACAAACACCUAAAAGCAGGCCACACAGCCUGGCCAGUGGACAUCGUAGCCCCAGACAUCGAAGACGUGUUCCGAGUCCACGGCUCCAAAGCCGCUGAAUCACAUCUGCUAUCCCGGUUAGCGGAAGACUACGAUACAACCACAACACAUGAUUCAGCCAUCGCCUCGAGACCAUGGUACGGCCGCUGCGUCUACGAAGCAGACAACGACGUCUGCGACGACCAGGUCGUAACGAUAACCUGGGACGACGAGGAAAGCGCCCCACACCGUCUUGCGAAAACGGCUUCGUUCCAUAUGAUUGCUCCAACGGAGAAACAGUGUGAGCGUCGUGGACGCAUUUACGGGACAAAGGGGGAGAUUGCGUAUGAUAGUCAUACUAUUUCGAUCUAUGAUUUUGAGACGGGGCAGACUACUGUUAUUGAUGUUCCCAAGCCGCCGCCUGAGAGGAAGGAGUCGCACGGUGGUGGGGAUUAUGGACUUGCCAGGCAGUUUGUUAGUGCUGUUGAGGCGGUUGAGUGUUUUGGUGUUGGGGUUGAGGAGGCGCAGGCUAGGUUUGUGGGUUGUUCGCUUGAAGAGGCUGUUCGGAGUCAUGCUGUUGUUUUUGCGGCUGAGGAGGCGAGGAGGGAAGAGAGGGUUGUGAGAUGGGGGGAGUGGUGGGGGGAGAAGUUAAGGGUUUCUGCUGAUGGGUGGGAGUAA